Heterotrigona itama is the source of this 1898-nucleotide messenger RNA. Lineage: Eukaryota; Metazoa; Arthropoda; Insecta; Hymenoptera; Apidae. The record is from the annotation of a GenBank genome assembly.
AUGAGUCAAAGCAUAUUAGAACCAAUCAGAAUGCGCCAGCUGGGAUUCCGGGCUUUUGACAGAAUCCAACGUGUAUAAAGUGUAGCGUGGAUUGAACUUAUGUAGUUCUAUUAAAAAUUUUGUUGCAAUAGUGAACGAAUGAAUUAAAAGUUGUAGAUUGUUUGUGUUACGAAUUAGUAAGAAUAUUUUCUACGUAAUACACGAAUUACUUUAUCAGCUCAAUAAUAUGUAAGUUGUGCUCCAUUAAUGUUUAUGUUAACCUCGUAAACAUAAAUAUAUUUACAUUUUUAUUUAAUUUUGUUUUCUCUUUUAAAUUUUCAUUCCUAUUUAGAUAAGAAACAUAAGUUUUUGUUGUGAUUUGUAGUUUAAAAGAUCGUGUACUUGAAGUUCUCAAAGAUUAUAAUUUUUUACAGAAAAUACAUUCAGAAUGAAUAGUUCAGUAUUAUUAACACUCUCUAUUGUUAUUGGAUUGUAUACUGUUAUUGCUUUGAAAAAUGACGAAUGUGAAGGUAAAUUAAUAUUUGAUCUAUCCUUUAGUUUAAUCACUUAUCAUCUUUUUAAAUUGAUUAUGUUUUAGUAUGUAUAAAUACUGUGGAAAAAUUUGUGAAUACUUUAAGUGAAGAUGUUAAAAAAGACACAAAAAAGAUAGAAACAGCAUUUAAAGACUUUUGUAAAGGUACUAAAUCUAAAGAGAACAGAUUUUGUUAUUAUUUAGGUGGUUUGAAAGAAUCUGCCACAGGUAUUUUAAGUGAAUUAAGUAAACCUAUAUCUUGGUCUAUGCCUGCAAAUAAAAUAUGUGAAAAAUUGAAAAAGAAAGAUGCUCAAAUAUGUGACUUGAGAUAUGAGAAACAAAUUGAUAUUAAUACUGUUGAUUUGAAAAAGCUUAAAGUACGUGAUUUGAGGAAGAUCUUGAGUGACUGGGAUGAGACAUGUGAUGGUUGCAUAGAGAAAACAGAUUUUAUUAAACGAAUUGAAGAACUGAAACCAAAAUAUUCUCAUAGUGCAAAAUCAGAACUCUGAAAAGUGUUCAACGUUGUAGAUAAAUUAUUAUGUUAGUGUGGCUAAGCUUUGGGGUAUUCUUUUUUACAAAAUGAUUAAUAAUAUUUAUAUGUUUCUUCAUUCUGAAUAUGAAUGUGUAAGAUAUCAUUUUGUACAAUUACUUUGUGAAAUUUCGGAGAGCCAGUAUACAUAUGCAUUUAAAUUUUAACAAUAUUAAAUUAUAUUUAAUUCAGUAAUAUCUUGGACAUGGAUCUAAGAAAUUAAGAAAUUAAAAAUGUUGAGCAAUGAAAAUUUGUUAAAAAGGGAUAAUUCCUUUUAGAAUAGCCAUGCUAAUACAAAUUAAAUAUCAUAAAAGGUGCUCCGUUUUUAUCAUAACAAAGUUAGAAAAAUAUAAAUAACUCAAAUUUUUCAUACAACAAAUUAUUUUCAUGUUUUUAUUUUUCAUUGCUCUUCCUCGACUAUUCAUAUACAGUAUGUUUAUACAUGUAAAUCCUAUUUAUAUCAAGGAACUGUGUACUAUAUAAACAAAUAUGUAUUUGUGAUUAAUUAUUACAAUAAUGUGUAAUGUUAAUUUCUUUUUUAUACUACAUUGAAAAUCAUAACUUACUCCUAAUUUUUUCAACAUAUUUUUCUCAAUAUUUUUAAAAAAUUGUAUACAAUACAUUUACUUUCUCAGACCAUGAAAACAUUUGAAACCAUGAAAAAUUUUUUAUCAAUUAGUUUAAAUAAUAAAAUCAGAAAUUUGUUAAAUUGUUAAAUUUAGUUUAAUUUCCAAUUAUACUUAAACAUAUAUUUGGUGUACAGUGAAAAUGUAUGUACGAGAUGUAAAACAAAAAGGUAUUGUAAAAUCAUACAGAUUUAAUAAUUGUGGUCUUUUAAUAAAAAAAUUGUCAAAUAAA